Arxiozyma heterogenica is the source of this 768-nucleotide messenger RNA. RefSeq names its product 40S ribosomal protein eS1 RPS1B (gene RPS1B). Gene Ontology annotation, cellular component: ribosome; cytosol. Lineage: Eukaryota; Fungi; Ascomycota; Saccharomycetes; Saccharomycetales; Saccharomycetaceae. The coding region runs from base 1 to 768 and encodes 255 amino acids. The record is from RefSeq and is a predicted model, not a curated record. The transcript has a single exon. Gene Ontology annotation, biological process: translation. Gene Ontology annotation, molecular function: structural constituent of ribosome.
AUGGCUGUUGGUAAGAAUAAGAGACUAUCCAAGGGUAAGAAAGGUCUAAAGAAGAAGGUUGUUGACCCAUUCGCCAGAAAGGAAUGGUACGACAUCAAGGCCCCAACCACUUUUGAAAACAGAAACGUUGGUAAGACCUUAGUUAACAAGUCCACUGGUUUAAAGAACGCUGCUGACGCCUUAAAAGGUAGAGUUGUUGAAGUUUGUUUAGCUGAUUUACAAGGUUCUGAAGACCACUCCUUCAGAAAAGUUAAAUUAAGAGUUGAUGAAGUUCAAGGUAAGAAUUUAUUAACCAAUUUCCACGGUCUUGAUUUCACCACUGACAAAGUUAGAUCCAUGGUUAGAAAGUGGCAAACUUUAAUUGAAGCCAAUGUCACCGUUAAGACUUCCGACGACUACGUCUUAAGAGUCUUCGCCAUUGCCUUCACCAGAAAGCAAGCUAACCAAGUCAAGAGAACCGCUUACGCUCAAUCCUCUCACAUUAGAGCCAUCAGAAAGGUCAUCUCUGAAAUCUUAACCAGAGAAGUUCAAAACUCUACUUUAGCUCAAUUUACCUCCAAGUUGAUUCCAGAAGUCAUUAACAAGGAAAUUGAAAACGCUACCAAAGACAUCUUCCCAUUACAAAACGUCCACAUCAGAAAGGUCAAAUUAUUGAAACAACCAAAAUUCGACUUAGGUGCUUUGAUGGCUUUACACGGUGAAGGUUCUACUGAAGAAAAGGGUAAGAAGGUUUCCGGUUUCAAGGAUGAAAUCUUAGAAACUGUUUAA